AUGUUUUUGUGGGGAGCCAUAGACUUUUUCUCUUUUUUUAUUUCGCAAUUCUUUCCAAUCUAUCUAAUUAGGCGGUUGUGGGGGACACAGACUUUUCUUUUUGCAAUUACUAUUCCGAACCUACAAUUUUGUCUUUUUUCUGUGAAAUAUUUUGCAAUUACCCGUUACAUUCUUUUUUUUUUUCUUUUGCAAUUACGUUACAAUCUUUUUUUUUCUUUUGCAAUUACAUUUUCUUUUGCACACUUUUCUUUUUUUUUUACAAUUACUGUUUCUUUCCUUUUAGUUCAAUCUUUCCUUUUUCUUUUUCUUUUUGCAAUUUUUCUUUGUGGGGAGUACAUUCUUUCUUUUUUUUUUGCAAUUACGUUACAUACUUUCUUUUUUUUGCUUUUACAAUUAAUUCUGGCGUUACAUUUUCUUUUUUCCUUUUUUUUUUCUUUUGCAAUUACGUUACAAUCUUUUUUCUUUUGCAAUUACGUUACACACUUUCUUUUUUCUUUUACAAUUACGUUACAUUCUUUUUUUCUUUUCGAACCUAAUCCUUUUUUCUUUUGCAAUUACGUUACAAUCUUUUUUUUUUCUUUUUUCUGCAAUUACGUUACAAUCUUUUUCUUUUUUACUUUUUUUACUUUUGAACAAUUACGUUACAUCUUUUUCUUUUUUUUUUCUUUUUUGCAAUUUUUGUUUUUUUUCAAUAUCUGCAAUUACACUUUUUUUUUUUUACAAUUACGUUACAUUCUUUCCUUUUUUCUUUUGCAAUUACGUUUACAAUCUUUUCUUUUUUCUUUUGCAAUUACGUUACAAUCUUUUUUCUUUUGCAAUUUUACAAUCUUUUUUUUUUUUUUUGCAAUUACGUUACAUUCUUUUUUCUUUUUCUUUUGCAAUUAUAUUACAAUCUUUUUUCUUUUACAAUUACGUUACACACACACUUUCUUUUUUUCUUUUACAAUUUUGCGUUACAUUCUUUUUUCUUUUUUUUUUUCUUUUUUUACAAUUACGUUACAAUCUUUUUUUCUUUUGCAAUUACGUUACACACUUUCUUUUUUCUUUUACAAUUACGUUACAUUCUUUCCUUUUUCUUUUGCAAUUACGUUACAAUCUUUUUUUCUUUUGCAAUUACGUUACACACUUUCUUUUUUCUUUUACAAUUACGUUUUUUUUCUUUUUUUUCUUUUUUCUUUUACGUUUUUUUUUGCUUUUUUUUCUUUUGCAAUUACGUUACAUUCUUUCCUUUUUCUUUUUUUUUUUUACGUUACAUUCUUUCUUUUUUUUUGCUUUUGCAAUUACGUUACAAUCUUUUUUUUCUUUUUACAAUUACGUUACAUUCUUUCUUUUUCUUUUUUACAAUUACAUUACAUUCUUUUUGCAAUUACUUUUUCUUUUUUUCAAUUAUGUUACAUUUUUUGCAAUUACAAUUUUUUUCUUUUGCACUUUCUUUUUUCUUUUGCAAUUACGUUACAUUCUUUCCUUUUUCUUUUGCAAUUACGUUACAAUCUUUUUUCUUUUGCAAUUACGUUACACACUUUCUUUUUUCUUUUACAAUUACGUUACAUUCUUUCCUUUUUCUUUUGCAAUUACGUUAAAAUCUUUUUUCUUUUGCAAUUACGUUACAAUCUUUCUAUUUCUUUUACAAUUACGUUACAUUCUUUCCUUUUUCUUUUGCAAUUACGUUACAAUCUUUUUUCUUUUGCAAUUACGUUACACACUUUCUUUUUUCUUUUGCAAUUACGUUACAUUCUUUCCUUUUUCUUUUGCAAUUACGUUACAAUCUUUUUUUUUUUGCAAUUACGUUACACACUUUCUUUUUUCUUUUACAAUUACGUUACAUUCUUUCCUUUUUCUUUUGCAAUUACGUUACAAUCUUUUUUCUUUUGCAAUUACGUUACACACUUUCUUUUUUCUUUUGCAAUUACGUUACAAUCUUUCUUUUUUCUUUUGCAAUUACGUUACACACUUUCUUUUUUCUUUUGCAAUUACGUUACAUUCUUUCCUUUUUCUUUUGCAAUUACGUUACAAUCUUUUUUUCUUUUGCAAUUACGUUACACACUUUCUUUUUCUUUUGCAAUUACGUUACCCUCUUUUUUCUUUCGCAAUUACGUUACACUCUUUCUUUUUUCUUUUGCAAAUAGGUUAUACUCUUUCUUUUCCUUUUGCAAUUACGUUACACCCUUUCUUUGUCUUUUGCAAUUAGGUUACACUCUCUUUUUUUCUUUCGCAAUCGCGUUACACCCUUUCUUUUUCUUUUGCAAUUACCUUACACUUUUUCUUUUUUUUUCUUUUGCAUUUAGUUUACACUCUGUGUGUAAAGAACUUUUCAAGUACAAAUAUCGUUUCGAUAUGUCUUCAUUACCCUUUCUUUUUCUGAGUAUCUGCAAUUUUUUUCUUUCAUCAAUUCAUUCAGCAACUCUGUCAAGCAAAGAGAUGGGACAUCCGACUAGUAGCGAUCACCUGAUGAUUAAGACUAUAUUCGUCUUUCAGACUAAAUCAUUCGCCAUUAUUUAUUUCGCUGCUGCCGGAGGCGUUACCUAUCUAUACAUCAGCUAUUCCUUCCGCUUAUCUCCCUUGUUUCUUUCGCUCUUCAAUUCAAUAUUUCUCAUUUCCCAACUCGUUCUCCUUUCCUCUUGCCGUACACACAUUUCUUUUUUUUUCCCCUCUUUCAUCAACGUCUUUUCCCAGAACAGAAGUUUUAUUUGCUUUUUCUCUUUCUAUCUCAGCAAGAAUAUUUUAGACUUUUCCCCCAACUUUUUUUUUCUAUCGAAGACACAGUUUUUCUUUACCUCUCUUUUGCUUGACAUUCGGAUGAUAGGCUUCCAGCGUCCGAUUCAAGCGUCAACACCCAGCAUUCCGAUUCGACCGUUCGACUCCCAGCGCCCGACUCCCGCGUUUGACUCCCAGUCUCCGACUUCAGCGUCCAGCUCCCAGCAUCCGACUCUCAGCGUCCGACUCCCGCGUUUGACUCCUAGUGUCCGACUCCAGCGUCCAGCUCCCAGCAUUCCGAUUCGACCGUUCGACUCCCAGCACCCGACUCCCGCGUUUGACUCCCAGUCUCCGACUCCAGCGUCCAGCUCCCAGCAUCCGGCUCCCAGCGUCCGACUCCCGCGUUUGACUCCCAGUGUCCGACUCCAGCGUCCAUCUCCCAGCAUCCGGCUCCCGCGUUUGACUCCCAGUGUCCGACUCCAGCGUCCAUCUCCCAGCAUCCGGCUCCCAGCAUCCGGCUCCCGCGUUUGA
This is a messenger RNA of Acanthosepion pharaonis, 3225 nucleotides long. Lineage: Eukaryota; Metazoa; Mollusca; Cephalopoda; Sepiida; Sepiidae. The record is from the annotation of a GenBank genome assembly.